Messenger RNA from Durio zibethinus, 1804 nucleotides. Its product is annotated as homeobox-leucine zipper protein HAT22-like. NCBI's taxonomy places the organism in Eukaryota, Viridiplantae, Streptophyta, Magnoliopsida, Malvales, Malvaceae. The record is from RefSeq and is a predicted model, not a curated record. Gene Ontology annotation, molecular function: DNA-binding transcription factor activity, RNA polymerase II-specific; sequence-specific DNA binding. Gene Ontology annotation, biological process: regulation of DNA-templated transcription.
GGGAGUUUUGCUCUGAAUGGUCAACCUAUGAGGACAAAGAGAGAUGGGAAUUUUCAUCAUUCACAACCGGAUUCGUUAGUCUACUCAUUUCCUUUAGAUUAAUAAUUCGUUCCAUGUCCCCGCUCCCCUCCAUAAGUCCCCUCAUAACACCUCUCCACCUCCUCCAUUUCUCUCUAAGAACACCCUUUUUUUGCCUCCUUAGCAUCAAGAUUCUGUGCUAGUUCAGCAGCUUUGAGAAACAUUUAGUUUUAACCACAAUGGGAUUUGAUGAUAUUUGUAACACUGGCCUUGGUCUUGGUCUAGGCUGCCUCAUUAAGCAAGAAAACUUUUCGCAGUCCGAUCAUCAACAAAAGCAGAAGAAAUUGUUCCUGAAACACGACCACUUUUUCCCAUUUCUUACGUUAGGUCCAUCAGAUGAAAUAUAUCAAUCUGCUACUAAGAUUGGUGCUAGUAAAGUACACGGCGAGUCGAUUGAUUUGCACCAACAAGCCUCUUCUCUUAGUGCAGUAUCUUCAUUUUCUAACUCUAGCGUCAAGAGGGAGAGAGAUUUUGGUGGCGAAGAGGUAGAAUUGGAGAGAGUCUCUUCAAGGGUCAGUGAUGAAGAUGAUGAAGGCAGCCCCAGAAAGAAACUUAGGCUUAGCAAAGAACAAUCUGCAAUUUUAGAAGACAGCUUCAAAGAACACAGCACUCUCAAUCCUAAACAGAAGCAAGCUUUAGCACAGCAGCUGAAUCUAAGGCCACGGCAAGUGGAAGUAUGGUUCCAAAAUAGGAGAGCCAGGACAAAGCUGAAACAGACUGAAGUAGAUUGUGAGUUACUGAAGAAAUGUUGUGAAACACUAACAGAAGAGAACAAGAGGCUGCAGAAGGAACUACAAGAGCUUAAAUCAUUGAAACUAACAUCAUCCUAUUAUAUGAAGCUGCCUGCAGCAACCCUCACUAUGUGCCCUUCCUGUGAAAGGGUUGCCAAUGGGGGUGAAGGCCCUUCAACAUCAAUCCCUUUUACAAUUGGUCAGAAAUCUCACUUCUUCAAUCCCUUCUCUCACCCAUCUGCAGCCUGCUAGGCAACUUGUUGACGCCAUAGAACAGUGCUAGUUUUGUUCUAGGCUUAUGUGUCAAAUAUUUAUCUGUAUGGAGUAAUUAAAUCUUACUAGACUUAUAUCUAUAUCUAUAUUUGUGUAUAAAUUAAAUAUUUGUACAUACUUAGAAAAGGCUAGCUGAGAAGGUCUUGAUCUUCUCAUUAUCUGCGUGAAAAAUUAAUUAGUUACUACCCUUACUGAUUUUGAUUCAUUUAGUGAAGUUAGGCCAUAUUGUAAGAAGCAUAGAGAAAUGGAGAAAUAUUAUUUCCUUUUCAACAGAUUAUAUGGGGCUGUAAUUUAUAUCAUAAUUGCACUAGUUAAAUUUAUUGGCUGGUAUUUUCUUUAAUUGUUAUAUAUUCUGUGUCAUUUUUUUCUAUUCUUUUUUCUUCUUGAUUGUUUUGCCUUACAUAUUAUCUGUUGAAUUCUGCCAUUGAUAUCCAGCAUAUAAUUCCAGACUUGGCACAGGCAAUAUCAUGUCUUAUUUCAGGUCUUCCCUCCCCCAAUUGGAUAAAGUUUAUCUUUACUAUAGGUAACCUUUGGUCUGGAAGAAAUUCAUGUUUUGGUUUGGUCGAAAGGCAACUCAAUAGAAAUUGCCUUAAGUUGCUUAAUGACCAAGAAAGGGAAACAUAGAAGACUGCAAGGACGUCCACUUUUGCUCAAAAAAGUAAACCUUUUUAUUGUGGUUUAGAUUAAGAGAAAGAUAAGUUGGAUUUGAAAUCUUUGUUUUU